Messenger RNA from Dendronephthya gigantea, 684 nucleotides. RefSeq lists its product as uncharacterized. Lineage: Eukaryota; Metazoa; Cnidaria; Anthozoa; Malacalcyonacea; Nephtheidae. The transcript is spliced from 2 exons. The record is from RefSeq and is a predicted model, not a curated record. The coding region runs from base 86 to 592 and encodes 168 amino acids.
UGGCAAGCUGGUUCAUAUGCAGUUUUGUCCGAAAGAAGAACUUGAAGAAAGAAGACUUUGAAGAAGAUUUAAAUCAGGAGAGAAAAUGAUGUUUGGCAUCGCAAUUUUUGUUGCUUUGGUGAUUUUUUCUUCCCCAUCAGUGUAUGGAGCAGAAAGCGACGUGCUUCGAGUUUUUGACGAGAAUUUACAAUUGACCGAGAAAGAGAUGGAAGAAUACAUGAAGCAAGCGAAUCUGGAAAAAUAUGGUUUUAAGAGAACCGAGGAGACCACGACUGAAACGGAUGAAAAUGGAGAGAAAAGUACAAAGAGAAUCAUCUACUACAAGGUCACCGAUGAUUGUUCUCGAGUCAUGUUCUGGGAAGGAGUCCUUGAACAACGCUUGCCAGAGAAAUUAAAAAAUCUGAAAAUCUUUUCAACCACCGUGAAAGAGAUUCAGAAUCGUAUUGCUGGCAGGAAGACAAAGGAAUGCACAGUCGGUUUAGAGAUCCAUCCAGGUCGCUGUCUCAAGUCCAGUGGAAGCAAACGUCGUGUGGCUAGAGCUUGCAAUGGGUGCGGUAUCUGUUGGGGUGCAGCCAUCGUUUACGGCAACUAAGGAAUAUAAGAUACUUGUACUAAUAAUCUACAUUUGAUUAUCUCUGUAGUAUUUCUGUCAAUAUAGACAGCAGUAGUUGGAUUAAUAAAUGA